ACCUGAACCCAGAGGUGGCACUGGCUUCUCAAACACUCUCCCAACAUCCCUUCCUCUCCCUUCCAGUCUUUGAGAGGGAUGUUGGAAGCUUUCUCCAAAUAUAAAGGAUAUGGGAGUGCAGCUUUAACUCUGGCACGCCUUCCAACCAAAUUGGCUGCUCUUGCCAAUCCAUCCUUGAUAGGAGUCCUGGAGCUGCUGCUGCUGUUUCACAUCACAUCAGAUUUCUUUCUUUCUUCUCUUCCAAAUCCUCCCGUGGCUCCUGCCUCACUCAGAGUAAAGCCAAAGUCUUCUCCAUGGCCCAUGAGAUCCAGAUGAUCUGCCCCCUCACUUCUAUAACCUCACCCCCACCCCUCUCCUCCCUCACUGACUUCCUUGCUAUUCCUUAAAUAUUCAAUGCAUGCCCCUACCUCAGGGGCUUUGCAUUUGCUGUUCUCUCUGGCUAGAAUGCUCUUCCCCAUAGAGCCACGUCAACCGCUCCCCUCCUUCAAGUCUUUGUUCAAAUGUACCACCUCAGAAAACCUUCCCUGAUCCCCUAUAUUUAGAACUCUAACCUUGGGGCACCUGGGUGGCUCAGUGAUUUGAGUGUCUGCCUUCAGCUCAGGGCAUGAUCUUGGGGUCCUGGGAUCAAGUCCCACAUCAGGUUCCCCUCAGGGAGCCUGCUUCUCCUUCUGCCUAUGUCUCUGCCUCUCUCUGUAUCUCUCAGGAAUAAAUAAAUAAAAUCUUAAAAAUAUAUAAAAAUAUAUAAAACUAUAACCUUUACCAUGUAUUCCCAUCCCUUUUCUAACACAUCAUAGAAUCUACUUACCUGUUCACUUGUUGUCUCUUACCCCUGCUAGAAUGUAAACUCCACGAAGCCAGGGAUCUCUGUCCGUUUUGAUUAUUGCUGUGCCCCGCUCCCCCAUGCCUAGUAUAGUGCUGGGCAUGUAGGAACGUGCUUAAUAAAUAUUUAGGCAAAUGAAUAACUUGUGUUUGUAUUCCCAUAUUGCAGAUGCAAUAACUGAAGCAUAGGAAUGUGAAGCCACCUGCUGGAGGCCAUGCCACUAUUUAAGUACUUGCUAGAACCAAGAUCGGAACCACGGUUCCAGCUCCCAGGCACACAUUGCUAACCACUGUCCCACACUGCCUCGCUAAGGCAAGCUGAGUGAAUAAGAUUCUUACCUCUCUACCCAGGCAUUCAGGGUUGCUGAGGUUUAAUUGAGGUGUGUGGGACCUGCCUCAUCUCCCUGUACUUCCAACUCCAGAAGUCAAGGGAAUCUGGGUUUAAGCCAGCUAGUUGCCCCCUGCCCCCAACUACUCCUGGACUCCCACUAGGGCAUUAGCUCCAUGCUCUCAUUUUGGGGGUGGGCAAACCACUCAAUCCAACAUGGUAGAGAUUAGGGAUUAAGUAUUUACCCAAGCAAGGUUUGUGAUGGCCAAUGGGCCACCCCCUCAGGUGGGGUGACGUGGCAGAGAUGAGGACAUGGAGAUUGUGACUUGGGGUGGCGUGGGGUGGUUGCCGGGGCAGAGGGUAUCAUGAUACAGGGAGUGUGCUGACGUCAUGAGAAUGAAGAGGGCAGCUGAGGGAAGGCGGGGGAGUGACAAUGGAGAGGUGAUGGAGGUGACUGCAUGAGGGUGAGGGUGACACGGUUAAUAACAUAAUGAGCCCAAAUCGCCACAUCAAGCUGCGCACAUCACAAGAAUACACUCGCAGAAUCCUCCCAAUCAUCCUGGACGCAGGUGUCCUUGUGCGGGUUUACAGAUGAGGAAGCUGAGAGUGCAAAGGUGUGAUCAGGUGGUCAAGGUUACCCAGAGGUUCUGUGGUGGAGCUGGGAUUCUGGGACACCCCCAGGAAACCGGCUCGAGGAGCGUCUACGGUGAAAGUCAGCGCUGGAUGAGCUUUUAAUGGAGGAGAGAGGCAAUCAAGUCCAGCUGGGGGACUUCUGCCGCUGUAGGGAGAGGACACCAGUUCUCAAAGGCUUGUGGCUCCCGGGAGCAGCACCAGGGCAGGGGAGACAAUGGUCUCAGUGACUAUGGCCACUUCCGAGUGGAUCCAGUUCUUUAAGGAAGCCGGCAUUCCUCCGGGACCUGCUGUCAAUUAUGCCGUGAUGUUCGUGGAUAAUAGGAUCCAGAAGAGCAUGCUGCUGGAUCUCAACAAAGAGAUCAUGAAUGAGCUGGGUGUGACUGUGGUGGGGGACAUCAUUGCCAUCCUCAAACAUGCCAAGGUGGUGCACCGCCAGGACAUGUGCAAAGCUGCCACUGAGUCAGUGCCCUGCAGCCCCAGCCCCCUCCCAGGCGAGAUUCGCCGAGGUGCAUCUAGUGCUGCCUCUCGAAUGAUCGCCAACAGCCUAAACCGUGAUUCCCCACCUGGCACUCCCCCCAGGCGACCAGACACCAGCACCUCCAAGAUCUCGGUCACCGUGUCCAACAAGAUGGCAGCGAAGAGUGCCAAGGCUGCUGCAGCCCUGGCCCGCCGGGAGGAGGAGAGCCUGGCUGUUCCCACCAAGCGGCGCCGGGUCACUGCUGAGAUGGAGGGGAAGUACAUCAUCAACAUGCCUAAAGGUACCACCCCCCGGACCCGGAAGAUCCUGGAGCAGCAGCAAGCAGCGAAAGGUCUCCAGAGGACAUCCGUGUUUGACCGGCUCGGCGCUGAGACCAAGGCAGACACAACAACAGGGAAUAAACCCACAGGAGUCUUUAGCCGCUUGGGGGCCACCCCAGAGAUGGAUGAGGAUCUGGCUUGGGACAGCGACAAUGACAGCAGCAGCUCUGUCCUGCAGUAUGCCGGCGUUCUGAAGAAGCUGGGCCGGGGCCCAGCCAAGCCCAGUCCCCAGCCAGCACUGACUGUCAAAGCCAAGGCCACGAGCUCAGCCACAACGGCUGCCACCCCGACACUGCGGCGCCUAGCCCUUUCUUCACGCCCUGGGCUCGAGAGGAAGCCGGAGUCCCUGUCCAAAGUCAGCAUCAUCCAGAGACUGGGCAAAGCUGCCCUUGUGCCCGAGGCCCAGGACAGCCAGGUCACGAGCACCAAGAGUAAGUCCUUGGCCGAGGUCAAGGUCACCAUUAGGCGGACUCUGGUGGGGCCCCGGGGGAGCAGCUCCAGCGAGGGCCUGGGCGCCCAGAUGGACCAUGCGGGCACAGUGAGCGUGUUCAAAAGACUGGGCCGCAGGACCUUCUAGCGUCUGGGUGGGGCGCAGGCCCCUCUCCAGGACCCUGGCUCCAGCAGAGGCUCCCGUGAGGCUGCGCCCAGCCAGAUGACACUGCUUGUCUCCCUCAGGCACUCAAGCCAGCCCAAGCUUUCUGGGGAUUCACCUCAGUUUUCCCAGUCUGAGAUGGUCGUUGUGGCUUGGCCUUGCUGCUCUGGGAUUUUCCUUUCUCAUGUCCUCUGUUCUCUCCUCUCUGACUAUGGCCUUGGCAGGACCCACUUUUCUACCUCUCCCAGAGCCAUGUGCUCGUUUCCCUCCUCUCUUCCCCUUCCUGCCCCUCAGUGGCGUCUGCUGCCUCUACCCCAGCUGCCUGGCCUCCCAGUCCCCCAGAAUCCCCCCACCUUGCCCACUUCCUGACUUCCCCUUGCCCCUCUGCCUGCCCCCCACUUUAACUUCUAUGUCUCUCCCUCUCUUCAUACUGUUUAUUUCUCUUCUGUUUUUCUGUCCCUGUGGCAAGGCCCGACUGUCCGCUGCGUCCUGCCUGACCCUCCUGCACCUCCGGCCUCCCAGCGGCCCCCUCGUCGGCGGUGGCGUCGAGCCUGUAGAGACUGUUAGCUGCCCUCACCCCCAGGCUGGAGGGACCUCCCCAGACCCUGGGCUGCAGCAGGGCACCUCUGCUUUCCUGCCCUGGGCAUCUUUCUCUCUGAAAGCUCACAGCUGGUGGUGGGCAGGGGUCCCUGGGAAGGGAGGCCGGUGCUGAGAAAGAGAGAGAGAGAGAGAAGAAAACAGCUGUUUUAAUAUAUUUUUGUGACUUUCAAACUGUUUCCCUCCCCUCCUUUAGGGUGAGUCACAGGGUGGUUUUUCAUACAAAGCACAAAGUAGGUGGGGGUGCCAACGAAGGGUUGGGCUCUGUUUCUGGAGGUCAGGACUCCAUGGAGCCACAUCUUUGGUGCAGGCCCCAAGGAAGGCAAUGACGGUCAUGGUCACUGUGCAGUUGGACUUCCUCUUCUCUCCCUCAGCUGUAGUGGUUCUGUCACUGUGUCCUCCCCCUCUGUAUGCCUCACCUGUUUCUGCCACUCUGCCUAUUGGUGGCUUUCCAAACGGCAGGCUCCCUUGUGAGGUGGUGGGUUCCUGUUGGUUAGACCAUACACCUGUUUACUGCUGCACAGUCCCUGCUCUGUUCCAGGCUUGUUCAAAGAGCUGGGGAUCCAUUGGGAGCAAGGUAGACAAGUCCCUGCCUGCAUGACUGACCUCUGGCCAGGGAGAUGGUGGUUAAAGGGUCGUGUUGUGGGAAGAACGGGAGGGAGGAGCACAAGGGGCCCAGAGCUUCUUCAGAUGUUGGGGUAAGAAGGCCUUUCGGAGGAGGUGAGGUAAGGGCUGAGCUGGGAACGAUGGGAAGGAUCAGAAGCGGCUAUGUGAGGUGCAGGAGGAAAGGGUCAGGCAGAGCACACAGCCAGGACAAAGGAACACGAAAGCCAGGGUGGCUGGCCAGGGAGCAAGGGGCCUGCCACACAGCAUGGGCUGGGGCACGUGGCUGGGCACCAGAUGACCUGGGGCUUUGAGACCCACGACGAGGAAUUCAGACAUCUUCUCUAAGCCCUGAGAAGUUUGAGAGGGUUUAAAGCUGGCAGGUGAGGGUCUGAGUUGCCGUUUGUGAAGAUGGCUUUGGUCCUUGGAGGGGAUGGAUUGUCGGGAGGGCAGGGGUGGAGGCAGGGAGGCAGCCAUGCAGGAGCAGAGGCAGGAAAGGAAGGUGGCAUGGGGUGAAGUGUGGGGAAGGAGGGGCUUCAGAGGAGCAGCGGGCAGUUGGGGUGCAGUGGCAAGGGGCAGAGAUCACCUAGAGGGGAGACUGGGGCAUCUGGCUAGAGGUGCUGUUUAUGGAGGGAGGAGCCAGGGGCAGGCAGGUGCUGGGCUGCCGGGAUUUGGAGUGGGGGGUACCUGCGGUGGAGUCCAGCAGCUUCAGGGAGCACUCGGGGGGCUCUGUGUUCAAAGCCGAAGGCCUGGUGAUACGAGCUGGAAAGGAGCAGAGAAACAGGAGAGGGCCCAGAAGGGAAUUGGGGGCCCUUUCCCCGUGUAGAGAACAGAGUUGAUAUGAUUAGCAGGGAGUGGCCUGGGGCUUGGGAGGCCUAAAAGCAGGUGAGGAUAAGAUUAGACUUCAUCCUUUUUCAUCCUUUUUUUUUUUUUUUUUUUUUUUUUUUUAAUUGUGGUGAAGCAUACAUACCAUUUUAGCCAUCGGUAAGGAUCCUGUUCAGUGGCAUUCAGUACAUUCCCAUUGUUGCCUAAUCACUACCACCAUCUGUCCCCAGACCUGUGUCGUCUUCUUGAGCCCUUGAUCCGUUCAUUUGUGGUUUCUGAGUCAUGUCAUGCUGGGGGUGCAUCAGGUGGUGUGCCAGGCACGGGGCCUGGGGUGGGAAAGGCUGGGCUUUGGGGUGAGGGACGAUGGUAGGGCCCAGGCGAGGCGCACGGGGUACCACUUGAGGUCGGCCAUCGAGAAGGCAGCAGAUGUGGGCAGCGGUGAUUCUGGAGGCUGCCCCUUCGUGGUGGUGGCACCGCAGGCAGGAGCUCACAUGGAUCCACACUUUCCUUGCUGCUCUUAAAGUCUUGAUUUUCUUUCCCUAGUUUCCCUAGUUAUUUCCUCUGGUUCCACUUCAUGGGUAAUUUUAGCUACUGCCAGGGUUAAUAGGAAGAGUUCCGGUAACUAAAUUUAAGAGCGCUGGGUGAUUUCUUGAGUGUGUAAUGAUGUGAAAACGAGGAUAGCUCACUUCCCAUGAAAGACUAACAUGCGUGAGGGAAAUCGUGUCACUGUUGCUCUUUACGGACACCCAGAGAGGAGUAAACUGCUGAAGGUGUCACCCAUCUGGCAAGUGGUAGGUCAGGGAGCUGACCAGGAGCCUUGUCCCCCUAACUCCUAACCCUGUGAAGGGUCAAUUGCAGGUUUGAAACAAAGACAUUUCAGAGAGCUGAGGAUGGGGUCCUAGGAUAGUGGUUUUAGAUUUUCUAGACUUCUCGUGUACCUGUCUUCUCCUACUCCCCAAAGCAUAAAACUUGCUGUAGGAAGUGUUUAUUGCUUUGGGGUGCUGCAGGCCUUAAGAGUCCUGCCCCAUCCUGCCACUGUCUGCCAGAUGGACCGGACCAGAUAUUGUGUGCCUCCCAGCUGCUCCAGAACCACCAUGGCCCCGCCAUUUGAUUUGGCUAUUCCCCCAAACCAGCCCCAACACACCAUAGCAGUGUGUUAUUUUUCCUCUGGUUGAAUUAAAUGUUCUUGAGCAUAAUACAUUCACAUGGUUCAAAACUGCAAAAGAUACAAAAGGCUUUGUGGUGAAAAGCUUCUUCCCAAGUCCACUGGCCUUCCAGUGCCCUCCUCAGAGGCCACCAGUAUCUCCAGUUUCUUGAGUCAUCCUCUCAGAAAUGUGUUUAUGUGUGUGUGCUUUGUGUACACACACACCCACACAUGCAUAUUGGCAGAGGAACAUGUAGUAACACUUGUACAAGCACACGUGCAUAUUUACUUAUUCAGUCCUUUCUAGAAGGGAAUUCAGGCUGUUUCUGGUCUCUUGCUAUUACAGGCAGUGCUGCAGUAGAUGGCCCCGUAGCAUGUGGGGUCAGCUCAGAGAUCAAUAUGAAGAAUAUCAGUUCAUACCAGUUCAGUGCAAAUACUCAUAAUUGGGUCAAUAGCAAAUCUGAAUCAGGCUCUCCCCCAAGAGUGUUGACAUUCUUUGGAUGAUUUACUCAUACACUUACUGCCCCCUUCCAAAACGGACUUAAGAGCCAUUGGACUCAUAGUUGGAGACCACCAGAAGAAGUGGGGCAGAGAAUGCUGAAAGCUGACAUGGACCACACCUUUGUGCCAGGAAGAACUACGUAAGUGCUUUGCUCAGUUGACAGACUUCCCAAGUCCUCAGGGAAAGGGCGGCAGCGUGAAGGUCUGGGACUUCCUAUUCUCAUCUCAUGAGCAGAUGUGAAAGGGAGGUGCAGUGAACCUAGGGCUCCUGCCAAAUCACAGAACCAGAUCUGAGCCAGCCCAGGUGGCUGAUUCUGUUUGGAUGGUGGUCUUGGGAUGAGGUCACCGCCACUGGUAGCUCACACCAGCAGAUGCAAAAGCAAGAUGGGAACUUGUAAUGCCUGUACCAGGCAGCCCCACAGCGCCUUCCUCCAGUGUCACAGCCCAGUGCCCCCCAGAUGGGUCAGGCAUUGGGCUGGGGCCACCUCAAACCCUCUUUUCCCUCCUUCGGGAAUCUGAGCUUAGUUUGAUGAGUGUUGCACCUGCCUUUGAAGGCCUGUUCUUCACCUGUACUGAACUUUACCUGCUUUGUGAACUCUGGGCCCUCUGCAGACUUCAUCAAACAGGCAUAGCCGGACCCAGCUGGCAGGUGGCGGGACUGGGUUUGAUGUCAGGAAGCUGACCAGGAGUCUCGCCUUUUUACAUUUUUCUUUUUUUAAGACUUUACUUUUUAGAACAGACCUCAUCUGGUAGACGAGUUGUAGAUCUACAGAAGAAUUGAGACAUACAGUUUGGACAGAGCUCCUGUAGAGUCCACAUUGAAUUUCCCCUAUUAUUAACAUCUUACAGUAGCGUGACUCAUUUGUUACAAUGAAUGAACCAAUAUUGAUUUCAUGAGUAUUAAGCAAAGCCCAUAGUUAUUCAGAUUUCCUUAGCUUCUUCCUUAGUUUUAGGACCCUUUCUGUUCCACCACGUCACAUUUGUGUUUUCCAACGUAUGUGUUAACACAUAGGGAGUUGUCAAUGCCUCCUUAGGCCCCUCUUGGUUGUGGCAGUUUUUGAUGACCUUGACCGUUUUGAAGAAUAUUGGGCCGGUCUAUUAGAGAUUGUUCCUCACUUGAGAUUUGCCUUUCUCAUCGUUAUACCAGAGUUAUGUGUUUUUCAGAGGAAGAGCUCAGAGGUAAAGUGCCAUUUUAUUACAUUGUGUCUAGGGUACAGAGUGCACACAUGAUGUCUCACUAUUUAUGUUAACCCUGAUCACUACUGUUUGCCAGGUUUCUCCACCAUCAAGUUCCUCUCCCUUUCCGUACUGAACUAUGAAAGGAAGUCACUCUGUGCAGCCCUCACCUAAGGAGCACGGGGCUUAUGCUUCACCUCCUUAGGGGCAAAGUACCGACAUGAAUUAUAAAUAAAUCUGGGAAUUCUUCUGUAAGGGAGGUGUGUCUCUUUUCUCUAUUAAUUUAUUCAAUCCUUUUAUUUUCAACAGUAUGGACUCAUGGGUACUUAUUUUAUGCUUUGGGUUAUAUAAUCCAAUACUACUUGAUUUAUUUUGUUAUUCUGGCUUUGACAUUUGGGGACUCUUAGAGUUGGCUCCUGUGUCCUUUGACUUAUUUAUUGUGUGGUGGGUAUUUUUGCGUUUUUUAGUAUUCCAUACUUUCUGGCACUACAGAUUCUCCAGGCUCAUCUUAUAUACUUCCUGCCCUGGUCCUAAAUCAGCCAUUUCUCCAAGGAGUCCCAGCUUAUUUUAUUUAGAAUGGUGACUGAGAAUCGAAACCAAGAUCUAGGCAUGAGAUGUGCUCAUUGCCACUGGGGCGACAAUUCCUUUUUUUAAAAAAAAUGCAAUCUUAAUAUGUAACCCCAGUGUAUAAAGCAUGUUUAAAAUAGGAAAGCAAUAAUUUAUUAGUGUACAUUUAACUGUUUAUUUGGGAUCAAUUCAUGCAAAUGAUAAAAAAUCCAAAGGUACAAAAGGAUAUACACAAUAAGACUGUUUUGGGCCUAGUAGAUUGGCAACACACUCAAUGUCUCCAGUGUUGGGGAAGAUACCAACUGACACUGCUUUAAGAGUAUCAGUUGGUACCAACCGUUUUGGAAAAUAAUUUGGUAGGUUGUAGUAUAAUUGAAGAUGUUAUACUCCCUAACCCAGCAAUUACCGUCCUGGAGAAACAAACGCACAUACAUUGGAAGGUAUAAGAGAGUUCAUAGGAUCACUGUUUGUAAGAGCAUUAACUUGGAAGCAACCCAAAUAUCUAUCAACUGGAGAAUGGACACAGUGUGGCAUAGUUGUUUCAAUUAUCUAAUACACAAUGAACUACCCAAAACUUAUCAGCUUAAAUCAAUAAUCGUUACCUCUAAUGGGUCUGGGGGGUUGACUGGGCUCAAUUAGACGAUGUCACUUGGGGACUCUCAUGUGGUUGCAGUAAGAUAUUGGCUGGGGCUAGUGUCCUCUUGAAAGCUUCCCCAGUUGUUUGGUGGUUAACCAAUACUGGCACUUAGCUCAGACCUCAACUUGGGCUAUCAGCCAGAAUGCCUACAUAGGGCUUUGCCACGUGGCCUGGGCUUCCUUACGGCACCGUGGCUGGGUUCCAACAGUGCGCUGCUCAAGAGAAUCAGGGAAAACUGUAUUGCCUGUUCUAAGCUAGCAUUGGAAGUCACGUUGCUUCACUUCUGCUCAGAUUCGAGGCCAUAGACUCUUCCUCUCAAUGAUAGGAAUGUCAGUGUCUCAUCGGAAGAAGAGCAUGGGGGAUGAGAGCUUGUUUUGUGUCCAUCUGGGCAAAUUAUACAUCAAUAUUGGAUGUACUACAUGAUGUACUGGAUGCGGUAUAUUAUACAUCAAUGAAAGUGAACUAGCAUUGCACGUAUCAAUACGAAUAAAGCAAAACAUUGAGUGUGAAAAGCAAAUUGCAGAAGAAUAUGUGUAGUUUUAAAAUAUGCAAACUGUUUACUACUUAUUUACUUAAGAAUUUAAUCAAUUUACUAUUUAAAAUAUAGUAAAUGUAUGAUAUGCAUAGGAAUGAUAAACUCCUAAUGUGGGAUGAUGGUUCCCUCUAGGGGUGGAUGGGAUGGGAUGCGACUGG
Messenger RNA from Nyctereutes procyonoides (raccoon dog), 9913 nucleotides. RefSeq names its product chromosome unknown C19orf47 homolog (gene CUNH19orf47). Lineage: Eukaryota; Metazoa; Chordata; Mammalia; Carnivora; Canidae. Gene Ontology annotation, cellular component: nucleus. The coding region runs from base 1995 to 3155 and encodes 386 amino acids. The record is from RefSeq and is a predicted model, not a curated record. The transcript has 10 exons.